GCUUCUUCAAGCCUCAGGGACACACUGAGAACCACACUGUACUCUACAAACUGCCAGUAUGGAAUUAGCUGAGAACACUGUAUAAACAAGACAUCAUCAACACGUUAAGAAAGAGCUGCUCACUAUGAAGCCAGAGGGAUCAGUGACGUCCCUCCAAGACAGACCAAUGCCUCGAUGGAGUCUGGGCUCCGGCUCUGGGCUACGUUAUGGCUCCUUCGUAAACAGCCUUGCAUCACUUACAUCAAAGGCAGAGGAAAAACCAGCCAUAUCACCCAGACAGGCCUAUGUAGCUAUAGCUGUGCUUUGCUACGUCAACUUGCUCAACUACAUGGAACGGUACACAAUAGCAGGUGUCCUUGGCAACAUUCAGAAAUUCUUUGACAUAAGUGAUAGUACAGCUGGACUUCUACAAACAGUUUUCAUCUGCAGUUUCUUACUGUUGGCACCUCUGUUUGGUUACCUCGGGGACCGCUACAACCGGAAAUACAUCAUGAUUGGUGGUUUGAGUGUGUGGCUAGUCACUGCAGCCGGCAGCUCUUUAGUGACUGAAUCGUAUUUCUGGCUUCUGGUCUUGUUGCGAGCUCUGGUCGGGAUAGGAGAGGCCAGCUACUCCACCAUUGCUCCCACCAUCAUCAGUGACCUCUUUACUGGUGGUCAGCGGAGCGUCAUGAUCUGUGUCUUCUACAUCUUCAUCCCCGUAGGAAGUGGUCUUGGAUACAUAGUAGGGGCAGGAUGUGCUACUCUCACAGGGGACUGGCGCUGGGCUCUCAGAAUCACUCCCAUCUUGGGUUUAGUGGGACUUGUUUUGCUGGUUUUCUUGUGCCCUAACCCAGUCAGAGGUGCUGCAGAAACUCAUGGAGAAGGAGUUACAGAGCGGAGCUCUUACCUGGAGGAUGUGAAAUAUCUUCUGAAAAAUAAAAGUUAUGUGUGGUCAUCAUUUGGAGUGACGGCGAUGGCCUUCCUCACCGGAGCCCUGGCUUUCUGGAUGCCUACUUUUCUGUCCAGAGCUCAAGUCACUCAGGGAAUCCGACCGCCAUGCAACAAAGAGCCCUGUGACCACACAGACAGUUAUAUCUUCGGUGCUGUGACAGUGGCGACAGGCGUUCUGGGAGGGAGUCUUGGCACUGGUUUAUCCAGAUGGUUUAGGGACAAGGUGCCAAACGCGGACCCACUCAUCUGUGCAAUAGGCAUGCUGGGAUCUGCCCCAUGCCUCUUUAUCACCAUAUUUGUGGCAUCAUCAAGCAUUCCAGCCACUUAUGUAUUCAUUUUCUUAGGUGAACUGUUGCUAUCACUUAACUGGGCUGUUCUAGCAGACAUACUUCUGUAUGUUGUUAUACCAACCAGAAGGGCCACAGCUGAGGCUCUCCAGAUCACAGUCUGCCAUCUCCUGGGUGAUGCUGGGAGUCCCUACUUAAUAGGAACGAUCUCUGAUGCUAUCCGCGAAGCUAAACCUAAAACCUAUGACUGGAGAUUCCGCAGUCUGAAGUACAGCCUCCUGGUCUGCCCAUUUGUUGGAAUUCUGGGUGGCCUGUUUUUCCUCAUGACUUCCCUCUACGUAACUGAAGACAAAAAGGCAGCUCAGCAAUUUGUUGAAGAAACUCCUCCUCCACCACAGCAGGGUCCUGCACCUGAGUCCUCCAUGGACCUAAGCAACAGGAGUACUGAGUAAAGCUGAACAAAAGAAACCAUGAAAUCAAUUUAUUGGUAAAUAUUUGAAGUUAAGUUAAAGACUACUGAAAAAAAUGUUGGAGCUGACCCAAAAGGGUACAGCCACACACUGAUGACAGAAAGUAUUAUUUUACACUGUUAGACCAUCAAAUACUUUUUAAAAAUGUUUUUACCUCCCAUUCAGGGACACUGUGCAGUAUACUUGAAAAGAAAAUGCUUUUAUUUUAUGAAUGAAAAUGUUGUUUUUAAAUUUUCAAUAAAUUUGUAAGCAUUC
Toxotes jaculatrix (banded archerfish) is the source of this 1942-nucleotide messenger RNA. RefSeq names its product spinster homolog 3 (Drosophila) (gene spns3). Gene Ontology annotation, molecular function: transmembrane transporter activity. Gene Ontology annotation, cellular component: membrane. Lineage: Eukaryota; Metazoa; Chordata; Actinopteri; Toxotidae. The coding region runs from base 125 to 1669 and encodes 514 amino acids. The transcript has 13 exons. Gene Ontology annotation, biological process: transmembrane transport. The record is from RefSeq and is a predicted model, not a curated record.